ACUUGGACAUGCCCGCAAUCAAACGCCGCCACUUUUUUUAUUAUUAUUAUUUCGUAUGGGCAACUUGUUACCACCUUAUCGAGUCUUAAUCUAGCAACGAAAGCCCCGACUUUUCAUUACUACUUGCUAAGGACAACGAGCCGACUUACCCACCGACAACUUUACAAAACCUACAAAUACAAAAACUCCUAUCUACGACCGACAGUUCUUAAAACAUUCCUAGUUCAACAUUUCUUGACCUUGUCUUGUCAACUUGUCAACUACUUGUCAACUAACCUCCACCCCCCAAUCCGUACAUUACUCGUGUAUCUGGAUAAUUACGCUGUACCGAGUCCUUUAAUAUUAAUCAGAAACAAUUCUUUGAACUGCCCGAUUUCGAAAGAAAUCGAAGCAAUCAUCAUCAACAAUGGAGUUAGAUCCCAAGUACGACAACUAUGACUACCCUACCAAGGCACCCGUCGCCAAGCCAGGGCAUCCAGGCCACUUGACCGACGCACAGCAGGCACAGGUCCAUCAGCUACGUAUGAUGCUCGAGACCGAAGGCUACACUAAGCGACUGGAUACCUUGACAUUGCUACGUUUCCUACGAGCUCGAAAGUUCGAUGUUAACUUGGCCAAGAAAAUGUUCGUUGACUGCGAAAACUGGCGGAAGACUAUCCUAUACGCUGGGCAACCGCUGAAGAUCGACGGUAAAACCUACAACCUCGACGAGGAGAUAGGCGAGUGGGACAAGGAUGGAUCCUUCAAGAGGAAGAUUUCCAAGUAUUACCCUCAGUACUACCAUAAGACAGACAAGGAUGGACGACCAGUCUACAUCGAACAGCUUGGAAAGAUCGAUAUCGUCGCCAUGAAGAACGAAGGCCUCGAAUACGAACACAUGUUGGUUAACCUAGCUGUUGAGUACGAGAAGAUGGCAGACCCCCGAUUGCCAGCCUGCUCGCGCAAGGCCGGUCAGCUACUUGAGACGUCCUGCACCAUCAUGGACUUCAACGGUGUCGGUUUCGGCAACGCGCGCCAAGUCUUUGGUUACAUCCAGGAAGCCUCUGGUAUGAGUCAAAACUACUACCCCGAACGUCUGGGUCGCAUGUACCUCAUCAACACCAACUGGCUCUUCACCGGUGUCUGGCGUAUGAUCCGUCCUCUUCUAGACCCCGUUACCGUCGAGAAGAUCCACGUCCUAGGUGGCAACUACCAGAAGGAGCUCCUCGGCCAAAUCCCCGCUGAGAACCUCCCCAAGGAGUUCGGUGGUACUUGCCAGUGCGAGGGAGGCUGCGCGCUCAGCAAUGCGGGUCCCUGGUGCGAUGCCGAGUUCGCCAAGCCUGCGUGGUGGGAGACGAAGGGUGAUACGAUCGAGAACAAGCCAUCAGAAAUCGUCAGUGGUGCGGGUGCUGCUGCCGCUACCGGGGCUGAUGUCGCUGUGGAAGGCGCCGAGGCCAAGGCCCCUGCUGCCGCGUAAAGAGUGGAAAUGAUCGGUUCUUAACUGUAUACAAAGGGGAAGCAUAAGUUGAGAGAGAGUGAAGCGGGGAGUAAAGUCAGGCUAUUCAGAUAGACAGGACCAACAGAGAGCCCCCUCGAGGGAGAAGGCCGCGGACGUUUUUGUUUGAUCCGGACGAUCUUUCAUACCCCGGGCAGAAUCUUAUAAACGCCAGUUUUUACCUGUGGACAAGUCACCCUGUUGUUACACGGGUGCUAUGUGGCCAUCUUUUCUACAAAAAUUGUUAGAGGCAUUUCAGACACUGAUAUGAUAUAUUUGCAUUUCCCCCCUACUUGCUUGCCCCGCUCUGCGUAUGACAGGUAUUUAAUCGUGAUGUUAUACAGUGUCUAAAAAACCUUUGCACCCAAUCAUAAGUAU
This is a messenger RNA of Annulohypoxylon maeteangense, 1852 nucleotides long. RefSeq names its product CRAL-TRIO domain-containing protein. The record is from RefSeq and is a predicted model, not a curated record. Bases 407 to 1456 code for a protein of 349 amino acids. The transcript has 4 exons. Lineage: Eukaryota; Fungi; Ascomycota; Sordariomycetes; Xylariales; Hypoxylaceae.